GGCAUUUGAUUACAGUGGACUCAGCCUUCUUACAUGACCAGGAGCAGGCAGUUCUUGUCAGUCCAGUUCUGGACCAGCAGGACUGGAGCUGUGUGAGGCUGGUGUACCAGAUCACUGGACGGGGUUCCUUGAAGCUCCACCUCAGACCAGACGGUGAUAACUUCGACCACCAACUGUGGAAUGCCAACAAAGCCUCUGACAGCUGGCUCAUUGCUAGUGUGGACCUACCCAACACCACAGUCCCCUACCAGGUUUUGCUGGAAGGUCGACCUGAACACGGCUCAGGGAACAGCGUGGCCAUCUUUGAAAUUCACAUUGUUACUGGUUACUGCAUUGAGUGUAAUUUUGAGGAGCAUCACCUGUGUGGCUACAGUAACAGCUGGAACCCAAAUGUCAACUGGUAUGUUGGGGGAAGUGUGGCUAGAGAGCCUGAGUCUAACCUGCUUGGAAACCACACCAACAAUAACCAGAGAGGCCACUACAUGUAUGUGGACUCUGUGUACGCCAAGCACUUCCAGGAAGUGGCCAAGCUGACCUCACCCAUGACUACGGUGCCCAUGGCCGGCUGCCUGUCCUUCUACUACCACCGAGACCAGGAGAGGGGAAACAUCUUUUCAGUUUUCACCAAAGACCAGCUGGGCCACUUUGAGGAGAUCUGGAGGCCAGAGGUGUAUGUUACCACCGCCUGGACUCUGGUCGGCAUUGACAUAAAGGCCCCACACCCCCUUGAGGUGGUAUUUGAGGUAGCUUUUAACAGUGCCAGAGGUGGAUACGUCGCCAUUGAUGACAUCUCCUUUACCCCUGAAUUCUGCCACACUGACACAGUGUGUAUAGUCAAUUUGAUAUUGGCUUCUCUGCCAGAUCUGGGCCAGAACCGUUCACUGCAGUAG
Molecule: messenger RNA, 890 nt
Organism: Micropterus salmoides (largemouth bass)
Lineage: Eukaryota; Metazoa; Chordata; Actinopteri; Centrarchiformes; Centrarchidae
Product: MAM domain-containing protein 2-like
Exons: 6
Biological process (GO): nervous system development
Cellular component (GO): membrane
Source: RefSeq, a predicted model, not a curated record